AGCGCUGAUACGUGGGCGGGACUUCCGGUUGAGCUCACCCGGAAGAUUCGGAUGCAAGUUUCACCGCUCGAUUGUGCAUCCAUAUGCUCGUUACUUUGAACGUUUUAAUGUGAUUCGGGAGCUUUUUCUAACCGUUAGUAUUUGCAAAAAUGUUAUCUUUAGACUUUCUCGACGAUGUUCGUCGCAUGAAUAAGCGGCAGGUAUGUACCGGAACUCGUGUUUGGUGUGAUGUUAUGACCGCCUCUUUGUAUGGCAGACAGACCGCAGAGAGCUAACCUCAACUAGCCGAUCACCGACUUUGAACGACGCAGUCUAUCUCUUACUUUGUACCAAAGCUAAAGCUUGGACUCGUUUCAGCGCUUGUACCUUUCAUUUUGUCCUGUCUUUAUCUAAAUGCACUAAAGGCAAAUAUAAACCUCGGUUAAAGAACAAAAUGUACUUCGGUUUUAGCUAGCAAUGUGUCAUUUUUGACCACACUUACAUAAAUGAAAAUACAAAUAUGUUUACUAGUUAAAAACUGUUAUCUCAAACAUGUGAUGAAGCUAUUCAGGACUACUCGUUCCACCUCGUCCUGAGUCAGCCCUUAUGUUUUAUACACACACACUUGGUGUAUUGAAGGUCUGUUUUUGCCGGUGUGUUGUCAAUAUUCUUCUUUCUUUUUGCAGCUUUAUUACCAGGUUCUGAACUUUGGUAUGAUUGUUUCCUCUGCCCUGAUGAUCUGGAAAGGACUGAUGGUUGUCACUGGCAGUGAGAGUCCAAUUGUUGUUGUUCUCAGGUAAGUCCCAUGUGUUGGAUUUGAGCGUCCCCUUCUGCCUGACUGUGUGGCCUCUGUAGAUAAGACUCAAACUUAAAGGAUUUAAUCCUCAUAUGUGCUGAUUGAGUUUGGCUGUGGGGUCAUUUGUUUGUUUACUUUUUAAAUCACAUCUCAGAAAUAUUAACCCACUCAGAUAUGAUGGAGAAAGGUGAUGUCUCUAAUUUUAUAACACUAACUGAAUAUUUUUCAGCUCAAAAAAUGACAUGUACAAUUGAUUAUAUGUCCUGUGUAGUUUUUAGUACUCCCUCCACCUCCUUAAAGCUGAUCAGACCUCAGUCUGAUGAACUAAGGAUCAGUUUGACUUCAAGUCAGGAUUUUUCUGAAAGACACAGACAAUCAAAUUUGUGUAAAUUUGUGUAAUUUGUGUACCGGUAACAGAUCACAUGUCCACCUCAGUUUGGCUAACAAAGUUGGUUUACAAUCACAAACAAACAAAUCCUGCUAUGAAUCAAAGUAAGUUCAUGUGUCUUGAGGAUGCCGUAAUACCUUCAUAGCACAUCUCUGUUAAGUAAAAGCUGUAUGCUCUGUGUGACCUCACAAGAAUUAGCUUCCCUUUUAUUUAAAGGCAUCUCUCUGAACUUUGAACUUGUCAUUUGACAUCUGUGAUUUUUCUUAUAAAACCGUUAAACCUGCAGCAGUUAUUUGGGGGAAAGUCAAAUAAAUGUUUUAUUUCUCACAUUAAACUUGGUGUGUGCUCUGGUCCCUUGGCUGAAAAUAAACUGUGGUAAUUUUAUCAAGAGCAGAGAGUAUGCUAAAGUGAGCCACCGUCACUCCAAAUAACUUUAAACUGUUGGCCCUCUAAAAAUGAUAUAAGAUGAUACAAGUCACGUUUUCAUCAUGUUGUUUUUACCAUCAUAACUCUAGCUACAACAGGAAUCUUCUGCACAUAGAUAUGCAUGAAAUACAUUUUUUUUGGCAACACAAGCCUGCAUCUGUACAUAAUGUAUUAAAAAUAAUAUUUUGUUUAGGUAUAUGAUAGUCAUAAUGUAUGCAAAACGAGCUGUUGAUCUGCUCUUAAUCUGUUAUUUCCGUUAUAUUGAACAAGAUUAGACUGUGCUGUCAAAAUAAUUUCAUAGUUAAUAAUUCAGUGUUGUGUGGUUUACUCUGCCAGAUAAUAUUAAGUCUUCCUACACUGAAAUAUGUAAAGGCACCUAUGAUGUCAGAUUCAGUUUUCAUAAAAGCAAGCAGUAUGGUGCCAACAGGUAUCAAUGUUUGUGGAUUUCCUGUUGAAAUUAAGUGUUUUGGUCCUUAUCCAAGUGUUUUACUGUGUAUUGGAUGUGUCAACAGUCUGUAUUGGUAGCUAUUCAUGGUUUUGCGUCAAUUACAGCCUGAGAACAGUGAAGUUUUUCAUUUUAUUUUUUAUUUUUAGCACAAAGACCUAGCCUGUGUCUCAGUGUGAUCAAGAUUACAUAAUACUUCGCAAAAGAAUGGAACAAUUCUUAAUCAAGAUGAAGAAUUAUUCAUGCUUCUUGCUUAGUGGUCAUUAAGUGUGCAUUUGUUCCUCCUUUCCUUCCAGUGGGAGUAUGGAACCAGCUUUUCACAGAGGAGAUCUGCUGUUUUUGACCAACCGGGUAGAGGAUCCUAUCAGAGUCGGAGAGAUUGUCGUCUUCAGGAUAGAAGGCAGAGAGAUCCCCAUAGUACACAGAGUACUGAAGAUCCAUGAAAAGUAUGAAUCUACACUUUGUUACUGUGGUUGUCAUUUAUGAAGUUAUCACUGAGCCCCAUAUCUGUGUAACAAACCUGACAAUGCCGCUGAGUAUUGGGCCGAAUUGGAAAAACUGCUCUGAGAGGGUUUUCAGAUAUACCAGAACUAUCAUGUGCCCUCAUCCAGACACAGACGUGGUCAGAAAGAGGACAUGUUGUGCAUUUUGGUCUAAAGUCAUGCUGAUAUAUUGUCUGCAGGGAAAAUGGAGACAUUAAGUUCUUGACCAAAGGAGACAACAACGCAGUGGACGACAGGGGGCUGUACAAGCAGGGCCAACACUGGCUGGAGAAAAAGGACGUGGUUGGACGAGCUAGAGGGUGAGUCCACUGUGGAAAAAAUCCACUUUCUACUGACGAAAUGGGGCAAAAAACUAAUGUGAAAUUAAUUUGAAGUAGCACUUGUUGCAUGUGACAAUGUCUUUGUUCCUAAAGAUUCAAAGAUAGGGAUCUGUUUUCUCUGCUAGAUAAUUUGUGUACAGCUGGAGCAAAACAAGACUUUAGGCAGUACAUGUUUUUCAUUGGUGUGAAAAUGCCGUAAAGGCCUCUUCAAACAAAGCAUUGUUUUGUGACUGUGUUCUGGUUGAUGAUUGUAGAAACCAAACAUCUUACUGUAAAUGCAGUAUUGAAACUCAACAGAAUAAAGCAGUCUUAACUCCAGGUUUGGAAGGGAAAAAAAAGUAAAGUUCUCAGUUUUAAUUUGUCAUGUUGAGGAAACCACUCCUGGUUCACACAACUCUAAGCCUGUCACCAGAGCAACACCGGCCAACUGUGCAUUUCAAUCAAAUAUAACUCAGCGAGGGAAACUGUAACCACAUCUGCCUGGUCGGUGGAGUCUGCACAGCAUUUCACAGUUUUCCUUGCCUGCAGAUAUCCACCCUUCCUAGCUAGAUGCUGCUGUAGCUGACAGAUUUACACUGCAUUUCAACUUUGUCCUCAACCAACUUCUCAUCUAGACAUUUAAUGUCAUGUUAUGCACUGCAUCUUUUGGGCUCAGCUUGGGUUGACAUAAAGAGGUGCUGGUCUGGACCAAUGCUGUCCGUAUGGUUACCUUAGAUUGUCAUUUGGUACCCAUCAAUACCACUGAGCGUUAGAUUCUGUCACAUUGCAUGCACACAUAUUUGUUUUAUUCACCACUUAGAAUGUAACUCUUACUUGUAUCCAUUUAUGAUUGUUUUCUGUGGGAAAUGUUAUGAUUGACAAACUUAUGUACUGUAUGUUCAUGACAUCUUAUGACACUAAGCUUGUCUAAUGUCUCCAGGUUUGUGCCGUACAUUGGAAUCGUCACAAUCCUCAUGAAUGAUUACCCCAAGUUCAAAGUAAGCCAAAGAACUAGAUGCACUACCUUUGAUUUUGAUCUAUAAUCUGUAACAUGACCAUCUAAUAUCUAUAACCUGUGUUUUUUUCUGCAGUAUGCUGUGCUCUUCUUGCUGGGUCUCUUUGUGUUGGUUCAUCGGGAGUGAGGUACCAACACAUCAGGGCUCUUGAAGGAUUAACUACGUCCAGGAAACCUCAGUCAUGCCUUUCAAAACAAAAUUAAGUUCCACUUUGUCAAACCCAACUGGCUUUUUGUACCAUUUGUUUGAACAUUUUGUAGAAAUGUUGAUAGGGUGUUUACAUUUGAAAAAUACGAGCUUUAAAAAAUAUUUUUGUGAGGGAAACUAGGCUAGUUUUAGUUAAAAAUUGAUCUUUAUUUGUAAUCCUCAGAAUGUGAAACAGCAUUCAUUAAGAUAAAUUAAGUCUUGUUUCCUUUUUGUUGAACUGUUGUCUUUGAAAAAGAUAUGUGAAGUAUUUUAUGACAACUGAAUAUGAAUGAUAUUAAAUAUGAAUUCUGGUUACCAUCCACUAUGGAGUC
Messenger RNA from Xyrichtys novacula (pearly razorfish), 4370 nucleotides. Lineage: Eukaryota; Metazoa; Chordata; Actinopteri; Labriformes; Labridae. The record is from the annotation of a GenBank genome assembly.